This is a messenger RNA of Exophiala aquamarina CBS 119918, 891 nucleotides long. RefSeq lists its product as uncharacterized. The transcript has 2 exons. Gene Ontology annotation, molecular function: hydrolase activity. NCBI's taxonomy places the organism in Eukaryota, Fungi, Ascomycota, Eurotiomycetes, Chaetothyriales, Herpotrichiellaceae. The record is from RefSeq and is a predicted model, not a curated record. The coding region runs from base 1 to 891 and encodes 296 amino acids.
AUGGAUGCCGAACCAGUUCAACGAAGUCGAGAGCGAUUCGUUGGCAUCUUUGCUAGCCUUGCACCAUUUCUCCCUCCCCCCACUAACGCUGUGCGGUCCGAAGAUAUACACAUUACACCUACACAAAGAGUGAGGAUUUUUACCCCUUCGGCUGAAACAGAUCUAUUACCGGUAGGAUUAUAUAUUCAUUCUGGAGGAUGGUUUACCGGCAGCAUUGAGGGCGAAGACCUUUUGUGUCGAAUUAUCUCAGAGAAGUCUAAGAUGAUCCUCUUCUCCCCAGAAUAUCGCCUUGCGCCGGAAUAUCCCUAUCCUGCUGGUCUCGAGGACGUCUGCGCGGUCUAUGAAUUCAUGAAUGCAACAGCCACAAAAUAUGGAGGAGAUCCGAGGAGGAAAUUCAUUAUGGGUGGAUCUGCCGGGGGGAAUCUAGCUGCCUGCGUUGCGCUAAAAUAUUCUUCGAAUCAGGAGCUCAAACCCGCUGGAUUGGUUGCUGCUUGUAUGGCAAGCUGCGAUCCUCGAGUGCUACCUGCGGAGUAUAUGAGUAGAUAUACUCCCGAGCUGUACUCGGAUGCGCCAAUGAUUGGAAACGCGAUGAUGCGUCAAGCAAGAAAAUGGUACAAUGCACCGCAACCUCAAGAUCCCCUGUACUCGCCGUUAUUGCACCCAGACAUUAGACUACUGCCCAAGACUUACAUUACAGCAUGCACCAAAGAUCCUACCCAUCAAGAGACUGUCUUCUUCUACGAGGAAUGUAAAAGGCAAGGGGUCGAUGUUGAGUUAGUGGAAUGGGUAGGUUGGCCACAUUUCUUUUGGAUGCUUUUAAUGCUUCCUAAGUCUGUGGAAUUUAUGGAUGUCUGGUGCGGAAAAUUGAGAGCAAUGAUUGCAGACUUGUGA